AUGGCUACCUGGCGCGCGAGUGGACAUAGCCAAAACCUGUACAACGUAUCGGAUCUGUCUUUUUCAAGCUUUAGAAGUGGCAGCAGCGCGGACGACGCGCGCUUCGAAGCCAGGCAGAACAGAUACUUGUUUCUGGACUAUGCCGCGAAACACUGUGGGAGCCAUGUUGCGGAAGUUGAAGAAAAGAUUACGGACAAACCACAAGACUAUAUCAGAAUGUCAUUGCUAAUCGCAGCAUCGCACGGCCAGUUUGAAGUCGUUCAAUGGCUCCUAGACAAGGGCUCCUGCGAUACUGAUAGCGAGCAGACUCGAUGA
This is a messenger RNA of Pseudovirgaria hyperparasitica, 315 nucleotides long. RefSeq lists its product as uncharacterized. The transcript has 3 exons. The record is from RefSeq and is a predicted model, not a curated record. The coding region runs from base 1 to 315 and encodes 104 amino acids. Lineage: Eukaryota; Fungi; Ascomycota; Dothideomycetes; Acrospermales; Acrospermaceae.